AGUAUGUCUUUGGAGUUACAUGUGCGAUUAAAGUAAUUGUGUAAGCAAUUGUGGUGCGGUGUAGGAAGAUAUUUGUUUUGAUAAGAUACAGGUGACAGAUGGAUUUGUCAGUGUUAUGUGUUCAAGCAGUGACUGUGUAAUGAAGUAAGAGAGACUGCCUGCAAAUGACAUGCUUUCAAAUAAGAGUUUCCUAUGGAUGUUGAAAAGCCGUACAAGGAGGGAUUUUUGUUGUUCCCUCCUCAAGGAGUCUUGGGACAGCUCAAGAAAACUUGGCACAAGAAGUAUUGCCAGCUAUUCAGGGCUAGCAAACAUGGGAUAGAAAGACUUGAAGUAUUUGACAGUGAGGAAGACGUUACGAAGAACUUGUCUGAUAGAAUUAUUACUCUGGAAAAUUGUGUGAAAAUUACACAAGAUGUACAGAAGCACCACCCCAAUAGUUUCAUUGUUGUUACGAAGACUGUUACAUACCAUUUUGCAGCUGUCAAUGAAAGUGAAAUGAUGCUGUGGUUAUCUGCAUUCCAGUCGGUUGCAUUCAAGGAUGAUUGCUCGAAACAAACAAUUGAAGAACAUAAUGAUCUUUAUGAUUCAUCUGGAGAAGGGGUUUUUACUGUGUGGUUAGUUCCAUCUGAAGCCAGUGAAAGGUGUGGUUUGGAACCAGGUGUAUAUACACUUGUAGUUGCCUCUGCUGUGAUUCAGCUUCGGAGUAGCACAGACAACAGUAUUCUCUUCACGUGGCCCUACCGUUACAUUAGGCGGUAUGGCUAUCGUGAAGGGAAGUUCAUAUUUGAGGCUGGCAGAAAAUGUGAUUCUGGAGAAGGCACAUUCACAUUGCAGCAUUCUAAUCAGCAAGAGAUAUUUCGUUGCCUUUCCUCCAAAAUGAAAAGUAUGCGGAAAUUGCUAUCUGGUGAAACACCUGUAAGCCCUGUGAUAAUGUGUGGCGACAAUCAGUUCCAAGCAGCCCUGAGUAUGGAGGCACGUUCUCGUAGCCCCCUUCCCCCUUCUCCAACAAGUGCGACUCUUUUUGAUACAGAUUUUAGCACAAUUUCACAGCCUUCCAGCAAAUUUCUUGGUACUGUUGUUGCAGAAAAUGAACAUUUUGUUGUAAAUAGUUUUUCACAUACCAGCAGACCAAAGCCAAAGCCUGUAAAACCUCCCCGCAAACAAAUUCAAUCUGUAGAAAAUGUUUCAACAGAAAAUGAAUCCAUCUCUACUGAAUCUUUAAGCUCUGGUCGUUUCAAAGCUUCUAAAGGAAGCAGCCUGUCACCAACAACCCCAGUGCUUGUGACUCCUACAGAUAGUGCACAAGAUUAUGAUGAUGUGGAGGUUCGAAAAGAUGCUUGGAGGACCCUAGGUGUUGAUGACGUACGACAUACAGAAAACCAGUGCAGUGAUGAAGAAGACAGGCCUGCUCAGUUUUCCACUGCUUCAACUGUUCAGGUUGCUGAACAAAGUCCAAUGCCACAGUGUUCAAAAAUUCUAGCUACACAGAUUUCCAUGAAGUCUGACAGCAGUGAAGACUAUGAUAAAUUGCAGCACUUCCGCCCACCACCUAAGCCAACUGCUGGAGGCUACAGCCAUGUGCCUGUGCCUUCUGUUACUUCUCAAAUACAACUUCCUCCUGCUCCAGAGGAAUCUCCAACCAGCUUUAAUGACUAUGAAUUAUGUGAAAAAAUACAAGCUUGUAGGUUAGCAGAUGAUUCUCAUUAUGGCUAUGGUAUGAUCCGUAAAAAAUCAGUACCAACUGAUAACUCUUUAUCUGGACCUGAACAUCAAUUUUACAACGACCAGGAAUAUGCUGUUGUGCAAAAACCAAAAAAAGUCUAGUCCCUUUUGCAUGUGAUAUUAAUUAUAAACAUUGAAUUGUGAUCAUUUCAUCUCCAUAGAUAGCAAUCUAUCUCCCAAACUAAACAUAAAAUCUUUUUACUCAUUUAUAGUAUUCAUUAAAUUUAUUAAUUUUUAGAUAAACUUUGUAAAAUGAAAGUUGUUCACUGAUUACCAGGUGAUUCAUCAUAUUUACAUGUUUUAGAGGAACUUUUGUAAAUGUGAUGCAUACUGAUGGACAAGUAAUUGUUGCUGAUUUAAGGGUGUUAGCCUUUCAUGUUUAACCCUCAAUCGUAGCAAAUUAGAGAAUUUUUAAGCAUCUUUUAAGAAAGUGGACUAUUCUAAAUACAGAUGUUCUACUCCUUGAGUGACAUGCCAUGUUUGAAAUGCAAAUCUUGUUGUCCAAUCUUAGAGAAAUAGGUUGAUUUUGCACAACAGUUGAUUUUAACAUUCCCAUUUUCUGUAAGAAAUAACACAAAGACUUGUAAGCUACUUGUUGAAGAUUUUAUUUACAUGUCAAGUUCAGUAUAUUGAGUCUGCUCAUAACAAUAUCACUUUUAAAAGUAAUGACCAUUAUGGUCUACCAUUACAUAACUGAAUUUUGUAUCUGGUAGGCUUUUGAUAUUAAUAUUGAUUGUAAUAAAAAUGUUGAAUAUAUUUUAAGAGGAUAUUUAUUCAACUGCCGUUUACUGGGUACCAUUUGCCCAUAUGAAUAGACUGCAAAUUUGACUCAUGAGCUAUGUUUACCUAUAAGUAAUUAUAAGCAUUUAUGGGCAUACUAAAAAGCUGUUGCAACUUUAUUUUUUUCUAAAUUUUAUAUAUGUUCAAUGGAUUUUACCUGCAGAUCCAUAAGUAAUAUGUUUAUGUUGUAACUGAAAGUGUUGUCAGUAGGUUUAUUUUAUGUCCUUUGUUAAAUUGAAAUAUGUGUGAUACAUUAAAUAAUAUUAUUUGUUGAAAAUUGUAAUUUAUGGAUGGAUUGAUGCAAGAGAGUAAUUUGUUCUAGUUAAAUAUGUAGUGUUAGUAUUUUGUGGAAUACAUGGCCAGUUUCCAAAAUUACUAAAAGCUAUUUAUAUGGAAAACAGAGUGAGAUACUCACACUGGACCAGCACUUCUUAAUUUAGUUCUUGAGUACCAUUUCACAAAUCUCUCUUCUUAGCCAUGCAUUGUGUUUUAAAAUGACUUUUAUAUAUUGAGUGACAUUGUCUUGGUGACCAAAUUGGCAGACUCUUUUCAUUUGUGUAGUGACUUCAGUGCUCACUGGGUUAGCAUUACUUUUAUGGAGAGUCACACAAAUGAUUAGCAGGAGGUAACUGGAAUACUUAAUGUAGAGUACCUACUCAGUAGAGCAUUGUACAAUAUUUUGACAACAAAUUUUCCUUAUCUGGCUCCAUUGGAAUAUUGUUUGUGAAGUAAUCCAAGUCAGAUUUUCUCAAGAUUUGUAUAAAGCACUUGUUACAGUUAGGAAAUUUCCAUUCAUUACAGUGUCAGCUGAUGUAGUCAAGACAAUGUGUGGAUGAAUUUGAGGAAUGUUUGCUGAUGAAGGUUUAGUAAUUUCUGCCUCUUUUUUGUGUCAGGAAGCUUGAAGUGGCUACUUAUCAUCCCAUUGAUUAUGUACCACCAGUUUAUAUACUGCUUCUUCUUCAUAUCCUUUGAUGGCUGUUUGUAAUCACUUUUUACCUAGCUUUCAGCUUGAGAAUGCUAUUAUGGUAUUGUAGUGAUAGCCAUCACUUAACACGUUAUAACUUCUGCUUUGUCUCAUCUCAUAUGAGAAUGGAUUUUCCUGGGCAUUCUAAAUAGACAACUUUCAAUCAUCUUAGCAGUUAACUUCAAGAAGAGAAAACACACUAAUUUGUACUUUGACCAGUUAUUUUAUUUUAUGUGUAUACAAGUUGUACUGAUAGAAACAAAUUAGAGUUUAAUUACCCACUCACUGUAUUAUCAUUUCCUGGUUCGAAGUGCUCACAUGUUUCAUAAAAUGCUUUUGAAAGUAUAUUAUGUGAGAGUUGGUUUCCAAAAAUAAUUUCAGAUUAAUAGAUCAACAAAAAUAAUCAAUUUUUGAAAAUAUAAUGUAAUUGUGUAGAUAAAAAAUCUGCUCAAGUGGCAGCAUGAGACCACACAUAUAAAGAUACUUAAAUUCCCUAGCUGUAGGAGGCAGUGGGGCCUCCUCCUAGUAGAAGGGGUGAAGCAAAAGGACUGGUGAGGCUUAGCAAAUUGAGGCAGUUCAGAAAAGUCACCCAGAAGCCCUAGUCGGGGAGACAUGCAGGAUGGGACGAGAAGGAAAGAUAGAUUGUCUGUUCUUCUCAUCCCAUCCUGGGGUUGUAGGUAAUGUUUCAGAACGUCACCAGUCCUUCAGUUUCACCUCUCUUCCUUCUCCUUCAGGCUUCUGCCAGGAGGAGGAGUUACUGAUUCCAAAAGCUAGCUGAUUUAGAAACCUUUAUAUGCAUAUUCUUUUGCUGCCGCUUCUUAAAAUUUUUUUCCACCCAGUUAGAUCAAAUCAACUGUAACAUCAAUUUCUCAUGAUAAUGACUGGAAUUGCAAUAGAGCGAAUUAAUAACUUUUAAUGUUGAAGGUAGUGUGGCUUGGAAAAUAAUAGUAAGAGGAUUCAUCCAGUAGGGCUAUUACUGGUUCCUGGCUCUAUUAUAGUGAAAUUAAGAUAGUGUUUCUUCUCUUGUGAUCUUGACCAGUGAUGACGCACUUGAGACUGUGUGGGGGUUAUAUUCUACUGCUUAUUUGCAGAUCAGUAGAAUGGUUAAACAUUUUGCAUCUUGUAAAUACAUUGCAUUACCUUUUUCAACAGCACUCUAUGUAUUAUGGUCUUCAAUUAACUUAAUAACAUAAAUGGUGAUAGAUCACACCUGUUACGCCAUGUACUGUGAUAAGUUUUCUGCAGCUGUAAUCCAAUAUAAACACACAUAACUGGGAAAUGAACACGGCUGUAUCUUUUCACAUGAUCAAGGACAGUUUGUGCAGGAUAUAGGUCUACAUUUUACUUUGUCAAUCAUUUUUAUUUUGAAAUCAUAAAAACUGCUGCAGGAUCUUAAUUUAAGGUGGCCUUACGAACUCAAUUUUUUUUAAACAGAGUCAUCUUAAUAUGUUUUGUAAUGACCUUACUAAACUGCAUGAACUUUCUCAUCUGUGUGUACAUGUGGAGUUAAUGACCCCUAAACCAUCAUGCAAUAAUUUUACAAAUUAUAAUUAACUGUUUUGAUUUAAUAGUCAACUGUCAUCAAUAAAAUUGUUGUUAGGUAAUGAAAAAUAAGUAUAAAUUAAUAUUACUUCAGAAACCACACAGCUACUGAACAAAGUGACUCAUAGUAAACUGUUUGCUUCUCUUAAGUACACAUUUUUUUUGUAGUGCUAUUGUGCUAUUGGUAAAAUGGUAAUACGUAAGGCACUUAGGGCAUAUUACUGGCAGAUUAUUCUCUCACUCGAUUAGUAUUCUGAAUAAUUUGUAUUUUAACAAAAUUUUAAUUGAUCGGCACUAUGUUCCUGUAGGAUGUCAGUUGUUAAUGAUGCAGUAGCAUUUUUCAUAUCUGACUGCACUUCCUUUUAUAUUGUUUGUUCUGGAAUGUUGCAUACUAAGUAUGCAAGGUACCUGUAGUGAACACUUAUUUUGGUAGAGUGUACUGGGCUGCAGGCCUUAAUUGUUGACUGACACACACCCUAAACUCUUAAGGCUUUAGUAAAGUUAAUAGUUACCAGAAGUAUUUAUGUAGAUAUACUGACUAGUGGGUCUUUUCAAAUUAUUCCCAACUGUUGUGCUUAACUGUGGCUGAUAAUUUUUUUAAACAGUCAGCUAAAUAAGUUUAAAAACUGCAGUUCGGAAUUAUUGUGGAUAUCUAGAAUAUGUUGGCUUCUUUUGAUUACGUUUCCACUGAGAAAUACUAAGAACUGUGGUUUUAUUUCUUAAUCAUAAGUUUGCAUAGUGCCUUGGUUGUGUGACACGUACUUACCACCAUGAGCAACGUAUUCUUGUUGUCUGCCUGUAAUGGUAUUACCUUUGAUGCAGCCAUUUCACUAAACUAAGAUGGUCACAUUGUGAUUAUAUAACGAAGAGUUUCUUUACAUACAGGCAGAUGUACUCUGAUACUGUAGACAGGUUGAUUGUUAAUUGCAGUACUGUGAUGUGAUGUAAUCUAGUAUGAAUUGUGUUGUCUUGUUGGUUAUAACAACAUUGUUCAGUUUGAUGUGAUUGAUUGCUGUCCCCACCAUUUAUCUGCAGAUAAGUGGUCGUCUUUUUUUUUCUGUGUACUUCUAUCUCAGAAUUUACAUUGUUGCAACAAUACUCUUUUAUUGUAUUGUACAAUCUUAUCACCCCUUUCUGGCAUAAUUUGCAUCACUUAUCCAAAUACUUUAAUUUUUAUGUGUGGUCAUUAAGGCUUUUUCACAUAUAUGAGGAUUGAAGUGAGUAGAUGCCGCAAAUCAUUUUCCUGUCUGUAUGCUUAUUCCUCAGAAGAUAAUGGAAGGAGUAAGCGUAGACUCACUCUGUAGUAGAUGUGUUGAACAGUUGACAGAUGUAUGAGCAAGAUGGAUUUUAUUUUGUUUGUGUGCUUAUUGACCACUCAGUGCUUCAGCUAUAUUAUCCACCAUUACAUCUGAUCUUCCAGGACUUUUCAGUAUGGCAUUCUCCAGAAUUGUCUUCUUUCAUAUGCAGUUUCACUUUUUGUAUUCACUUUCAUCUCCCGAUUGUUUGCAAUUUGAGUUCUUUUGUUCCAUAUAAUUUUGACAUUCUGCUUACUUACAGUGUUCUAAUGAACAAAGUUGAUUAAAUACUAAUUGAAGUCACCAGAGCCUAUUGGUAUUUUAUUAUUUGUAUGAAUCACAUUUUUGUGAUGCUAUGCACUUAUUUUGCUAACUAGCAUUCUCAUUAAAGAACUAACAUAGCUCUGUGUUAUUAAACAGUUUUGUUUUAUUCCACUUUUCCAGAUUUUGAAAAAGGAUAUACUCUAGUGUAAUAUCAGAAUAAUGAGCCAUGUCAAGUUAAUGUAACUGCACUUGUAGUGUCUCUUUGACAUUAUAUCCUGUUAUUUGCUGUGUGUGCAAAACUUUGUUAAUUUUAGACUCUGAAGCUCUUCGUUUGGCAAUAGUGUGGACAGUACAUGAUGAAGAAUGUUGGGGAAUGACAAAGAUUUGUGUACUAGAUAUUAUUGAGAAUGUAUGCAGUUGUCAGUUUGUUGAGAACGAAAAUAACUGCACAAGAUAAGAGAUUUUAUGUGUGAGCUUCAUGCAACACAUGACUAUUGAUUUAUGAGCAAGACUAUAACUAGCAUGUAACCGAAAUGUGACUUUUUUGUGGAAAAGUCUGUAAUGUUUUUGACAUAAUUUGGUGCUAUCUUACAAAAAGUUUCAGUAGUGUGGUAAUCUUGAGCAUCCUAGUGCUUUAUCUUAUUACAUACAUUUAUUGUCUGGUUACUAGUUGCCUGAUAGAUUAUUCAUUUAGAGUUCUUACUUUCUUUGUUGAACAAAAUAUUAGAGUAUCUGAACUGCACAGUCUUUACUUUUUGUCCUGUGCAAAAAAAUAAUCAUUUUCAUUCAGCUCAGUAUUUAGUUAUGAUUUUUGACAUUCUGCAAAAAAUUUUACUGUCCACAGUUAUCUUAAAACUAUAGCAGAAUAAGAAUAUUCAUUGAUAUCUCUGAUUGUUAUGUACCAGUUCUUAAGUGCUUCAGACUUAAUGAUGUCUGCAGUAGAAAGGAAACAUACUUUUUUUUCCAAAUGAAGUGGUUAAGGGAAUUUCCACCAUACUACACAACUGAAUGUAACCCACAUAAUACAACUACUAAGCACUCUUAUUUUAUUAAUCCAGUUACAUUGUCAUUUCAACGAGACUUUUUUUUGCAUAAUUUAUCUGGUUAUGUUAUACCACAUGAGGAGGAGGUGAACCUCCAAAGAAAUUACUGUUUGUGUAGAAUAUAUUAAAAACAAGAAAUAUGUUCCUGUUAUGAAAUUUUGAUAAACAGUUUUAAGUCCUAGUCGCUCUCAUCUUUCCUCUUGCUGUCAUUUGCAGUAUGAAUAUAACUUUGUUGAGUCUUUUAGUGCUUGUUUUUAAUGCCGAACAGACUUAAAAACUGUGAAACAUUAUAUAAAUUUAAAACUUCUGUUUUUAAAGAUGGAUAGAUAAAACUAGAAUAUGCUUGAAAGAAAAGUGUGAUAAAAUAGUACUUUGAAAUGACUAUUCAGAUUGUAAUGCAGGUCCCGAUGAUUAUCAUUUUCUUGCAGUUACACUGUGAAUAAAAUAUUAUUAUUUUUAUACUGAUACUGUGCUCAUAAAUUAACAUUUUUUAUGUGAAAUAAAUAGUUACCACUAUGUUUUUAAAAAUCCUGGAAGACUUUUCACAGAUUCUAGCAAUGUGAGCUGUGUUUCUUGCACACAAAAGUAUAGACGCAUAGAAACUCUCGCUCCUUUUCAUAUAACGUCUACAAAAAUGUGUUCUUUCAAACAAUUUGAAGAAACUUACUCAUUAAACAUUACUUUAUUCGGAAAAAAUACAGAUGUUAGUUCACAUCAUCUUGAAAACUUAGGUAUGUAAUCAUAAACAUGCGUCCAAAUUUUAAAAUAAACUAUAGUAUUCUUACACAGAUUGAAACCUUAUUCAGUACUGUGAUGAGUGCAUCUAAACACUGAACUUGAGAGAUUACAUUUUUAGUUUUAAAAACUACAAAUUUUUAUCUGAUGUUUGUCAUAUGUCCUGAGAACUGUAUUAAGCUUCACGAUUCUGUGCCCACUGCCUGCAUACCCGCCUUAGUCCCCAGCCCUUUUUUGUUUACUUUACAUAAUUGUCUAAUUUUGCUGGUCAUCUGUGGAUUGUGUAUUCCUUUAAGCAACUUAAAAUUUCAAAAUCUUUUUGCCAAAUUUAAGAAUACUUUAUCAUACUUGUAAAGACACAAACACCAUUUAAAAAAGUUCACCCUUAGUCACAGUUUCAUUUUUAUUUUUUUAUUGUAUGUAUGGAGUAUUGUCAGUUGGCAUUUCCUUGUGAUUGCUUGUGUGAAAGAUGACAGGCCUUUAACCUUUAUACAAAUGCUCCCAAAAAAAUUUACUGUUUUGCCUACUCUUAGGUUUUUACAGGUAAUGAAAUCAAAUAUUGACUGACUGAUAAACUGACUGAUAAUUAUUGCUGAGAAUUAACGUAAGAAGUUUAUAAAAUAUACAAAUUAUAUGAAACAGCAAUUAAAAUACAGAUAUAAUCAAAAAUUUAUUAUGUCAUUAGUAAGUUUUUAGUACCGACUGAAGCAUAUUCAUAAUGGUGUCACAAGUUUUGUGCUGCAUUUAUAAUAGGAAUAGUGUGUCUAUCUUCAGAGUUGAGAGUUAUCAGUUUAAUACCUUUGUUGCCCCUCCAUUUGGUACUUCUGUUUGAUAUUUUAUUUAAUUUUGCAAUAACAUAUAUAUUUCAAAGCCCUCUAUUACAUAUUAGCAAGCUUCCUCAUUCAGUUCUCUCUUGGUACCUUCUCCCAUUGUUCCUCCAUUUUGUGUUCACUGUCUAUGGGUAAUAUAACUUUUGGCUCUUCUUUGUGUCCUUGCCUCUAUUGUGGCUAAAUUGCAGGUAUGAGACUUUCACAUUAAUCUUACUUUUGAAGAUUUGAUUUUCUGUCUUCUGUGCUCCCUUUCCCAUGAGGUGGCUUUUGCAGUAUUAUUAUCCUGCCUUCAUUUUGUUUGUUUUAUGAAUAUCAUUCUGAGGAACCUUUCUGUACUGCAAGUGAUAAGUUUUUUUUUCCAUAGUUCUCAUUGGAGCAUUGUUAUUAGUGUUUUUAUAAUUUCAGUAUUGAGCGUCUUUUAUUAUAAUAUGUCUGUAUGUGUGGGGAGGGGGGGGGGGGUGUUAGAUAUAAAAAGCUUUUUUUUCCUAAAUGUGACUGACCCCCAAUGCUGUUUCAAGAUUUUAGAUUUAAAACUGUGCCUUUUAGUAUGCUUUCUAACCACAAAUGUGUUUUCAUCUUUCCACAAAAAUCUGCUUUGGGAGACAGUACUUUCUUUAAUAAUUGUCGUAAAGCCCAUGUCAGCUCUUUAGCUACUAUUAUCAGAAUUGUUGCAAACAAGUAAAAAGAGAUCUAAUUUGAGACUGGAAAUUGGUGAACACAUCUGCCUGGCUAUCCAUCUGUGUGUAUGUAAUAUAACUAGAAUGUGGUUGUUACUUAAUAAAUUUCUUACUGUUAUUGAACAUAAUUAUUUUUAUAAGCUGAUAUUUUUGAGAUGUGAUGUAUAGUCUAUUACCCAUGAAUCAUAAAUAAAACAAAUAUUUAAAUUA
This is a messenger RNA of Schistocerca gregaria, 10062 nucleotides long. RefSeq lists its product as uncharacterized. The transcript has 4 exons. Gene Ontology annotation, cellular component: cytoplasm. Lineage: Eukaryota; Metazoa; Arthropoda; Insecta; Orthoptera; Acrididae. The coding region runs from base 193 to 1824 and encodes 543 amino acids. The record is from RefSeq and is a predicted model, not a curated record. Gene Ontology annotation, biological process: positive regulation of MAPK cascade; cell surface receptor protein tyrosine kinase signaling pathway.